Molecule: messenger RNA, 5436 nt
Organism: Magnusiomyces paraingens
Lineage: Eukaryota; Fungi; Ascomycota; Dipodascomycetes; Dipodascales; Dipodascaceae
Exons: 2
Coding region: 1-5436 (1811 amino acids)
Molecular function (GO): protein binding; oxidoreductase activity
Source: RefSeq, a predicted model, not a curated record
AUGAAUAACAAUGACAGAACCUCCAAAAACCUGUCGCCCUUUUCGGUUGCUGAUAUGAUGAUGCCUCCGGAUUUCCCAUCCAACCAACAGAACCAGUUCUAUUCGGAUCAAUCCAAAAAGUCCGACGGAAUUCCGCCUCCUCAACAGGUCGGCCAGAACAAUAAAAUGACUGCUAAUAGGGCAUUGUACUCAAAUCCAAUGAUGGACAAUAGCAUGGUCUCUGCUUUACAAAACUUUGUUCAGCUUACUGAAACUACAAACAACGUGGACAUUAACACUUCCUUUUCCGACCAGUCCCGAACAGACUCUUUCAGCAAACUUAACGAAGCAACUGACGGGCUAUUGGUCUCCCCUUCUACGUUUGAUUUUUUUUCCAACUCUUCUUUAAAUUUCACAAAUGAGUCGUCUACAUUACCACAAUCUCGGCAAACUCAGCCGCAAUGUGCAAUUAAUGAUAGAAAUACCAACAAGAACCAAUACAUGGACAAGAACACUAGCAAGUCCAACAAUGUGGUCAAUAGUACAGACUCUAGAGAUAUCCAAAAUCCUUCUAUAUCCGAUUCGAUGUUCUUAAUGGGGCGCUCAAAUAGCCUGGUGUCGGCAUCCCAGCCAGCCCAGCAACUUCUCCAGCAAAAUAAUACGUUUCAGAAGAACCAAAGUAUAAACAAUUUUGAUUCCGGCAUAGUAGAUAGAAACUCGAGAAGGUCUGUUGAAAGAAAUGUUGAUAAAAAUAAUCUUUGGAACCUGUAUGAGACUUCUGUUGUUGAUAAUGGUGGCAAAGGCAAUAAAUCCAGUAAUACGAGCAACAAUAACAAUAAUAAUAGCAGCAAGAGUAACAACAACAGUAACAACAACAAACACAACUGCGAAGGGAAUGAAAAUAUGAAUGAAAGUAAUGGGUCUGGUAAUAUCUUUUCUUUAGACAAAUCGUCUCCAUUUUUCUCUCUUUCUGGAGAAUCUCCCCAGCAAUCUACACUACUGCAAUCAACACUUGAGCGGCCACAAACAACUCAAAUCCAGUUUUAUUCCCAGCUCCAAGGCCAGGACCGUAAUCAGAAUCAAAAUCAAAAUCAGAAUCAGAAUCAGAAUCAGAAUCAGAAUCAGAAUCAAAAUCAAAAUCAAAAUCAAAAUCAAAAUCAAAAUCAAAAUCAAAAUCAAAAUCAAAAUCAAAAUCAAAAUCAAAAUCAAAAUCAAAAUCAAAAUCAAAAUCAAAAUCAAAAUCAAAAUCAAAAUCAAAAUCAAAAUCAAAAUCAAAAUCAGAAUCAGAAUCAAAACCAGAAUCAGUAUACAAACUCGAAGAUACAUUCUGGACAUAGGACAAGUACCCAUGGGCUACCUUCUAUGUCUUCUGGUAGCACGCAUCCCAGUCCAAACUCUUUGAAUUCGCCACUUCCCCAAGGCUCUACCUUCAAUAUAUCUUUGGGCCAGCAAAAACAGCAACAUCAUACACAACCACAACGAGACAAAUCCAGGCUCUCGACUACCCAGAAUCAAUCCUACGAUGGGUAUUCUCGUACCCUUGGGCAUUCCAACAGAAACACAUACUCACCAGAUAAUCACACUGUGGUCAACUCAAAACCCAAUGGACUAGGAGAUUACCCGUCUCAACAAACGGUCAAUCAAAUCCAGCAACCACAGCCUCUUCACCACAGCCAGCAGCUCCAGCAGCAACAAAUACAGCAGCAGAGCCAUCAAUAUAUCCAUCAUCCUAACUCGCACCAAAUAAGUGCGCCAUCAUCUUCGCAUCAUGUUGUGUCGCCUCAGCCUUUGGUUUCACCUUCAAUUUCCGAUGCUGGUCACGGUUCAUAUUUCUCUCCACCUAUUCCUCCACAUGAAGCUGAGCUGAUGAUUAUCCGACAAAAGUAUAAGGCCAAAUCGUCUAUUCCACCAGAUUUGAGUUCUGCAAACUAUGGUGAGCAGUGUGUGUAUGCUGCGAUUUCAUCUCGGUUAUCACCAUUUAGCCUUCAUCCAGAAGAGUAUAAUCUUCUUCGGCCGUAUCUCAUGGUCGUGCAUGUUACCACAUAUCUCAACAUUCGAAAUGGCAUUUUGCGACUUUGGUUAUCGAACCCCAAAGUUAAUGUAACACGUUCAGAAGCAGCAGGGUGUGCCAAAGAUGAUAGGUUUUUCAAUCUUGCAGAGGUUGCUUACGAUUGGCUUGUUCGGCAUGGGCGUAUAAAUUUUGGUUGCUUUGAGUAUCCCAGCUUGGAUUUUUACAAUCCAAUUCCAGAAGAGUGUCGCAAGCCGCGACAGACUGUUGUUAUUCUUGGUGCGGGUAUUGCUGGGUUAAGUUGUGCUCGCCAGCUUGAUAACCUUUUCCAGCGUAAAGCAAGACAUUUUUCUGAGUACCAAGAUCCGCCUCGAAUUAUAGUUUUGGAAGGCCGACGACGGAUUGGGGGUAGGAUUUACUCUGCACACCUUAAGAGCGACCAUUUACACGCUGUUGACAUGGGGGCACAGUUUAUCCCUGGGUUUGGUAAUGGCAAUCCGCUUGCAGUGGUUUGUCGGCGGCAGUUGGGGCUUCCAGUGACGCGGAUAAACCCAAUGUCUGAGAUUUAUGAUUCGAUUUCUAAAAAGGCUGUUGAUCCCGCAAUACAGGAAAGAGCGCAGAAGCUUUUCAAGCAUUUGCUGGAGCGUGUGGCUCAAUUUCACAAUACAUACUCUCCACCUGCAACUGCAGAGGGAGAUGAGGUUUUGAUUCGCGUGUCCAAGGACCCACCACGUGAGGAUUACCCAGCAACUUUAACUCUAGCCAAGGCGGAAGAUUCUGGACGGCUCGGGAACGAUAAUAAUCACCGAGAGGAGCAAGAGUUUAAGCAUCAUGAUGAGUAUCGCGAGAGCCUUGGGCGGAUUGAGGCCCAGUUUCUACGGGACAUUGGGUUUAAUUUGAAGCCGGAGGUUUCAGAGGACACAUCGAUUCAGCUGAUACCAGAGCCUCAAGGCGACAUGUACCCGAGUUUAGGUAUUAGCAUGGAUGCAUUGUUGAGGCAGUUGCAAGAAAUUUCCAACAUUACCCCUGAGGAGCUUCGUUUAUUGAAUUGGCAUUAUGCUAAUUUGGAGUAUGUCCAUUCUACAUGCCUGGACAAUUUAAGUUUGAACAACUGGAAGCACGAAGGAACAAAGUUUACAGGACAACAUUCGAUUAUUAAGAACGGGUACAUGAACCUUGUUCGUGGGCUUUACCAGUAUCCAGAAAAACUUGAAGUGCGCUUUAAAUCUAAUGUGAAAAUUUUGGAAUACAAUAAUAGCCAUGUGGAGUUAUUUUUGGAAAAUGGGGAGCGUGUCAAGGCUGAUAAAGUUGUUGUUACGGCUCCUUUGGGAGUUUUAAAGGACCGCACUAUUCAAUUUAUUCCAGAUUUACCUCAAUGGAAGCAAGAUAGUAUUGAGCGGCUUGGAUUUGGAGUUGUCAACAAGGUUUGUUUGAUUUACAAGCGCCCUUUUUGGGACGAGAAUAAGCACAUUAUUGCUAUUUCUCAAAGCCAUAGUGGAAUAGAUGUUUUGGAGCAAGAGAACUACAAAAACAACCGGGGAAUGUUCUACAUGUUUUGGAACGUUUCCAAAGCAGUUGGGAAACCCUGUUUAAUUGGAGUUCUUACUGGUGAGGCGGCUGUUCAAAUGGCCAACGAGACUGACGAUUCCAUUGUUGAGGCAGCUACAGCUUCAAUUGAGUCAGUUUAUCCAGAGGUCCGGGACACCACGCUUGUUGAGUCUAUUGUAACACGAUGGCAAGUUGAUCCCUUUUCACGAGGAUCCUACUCAUAUGUUGGAUUGGAAGCAACGCCUGCGGAUUAUGACUUACUUGCGCGACCGAUUGGUGAGUCUCUAUUUUUUGCUGGUGAGGCUACGUCUCGGUCGUACCCUGCGACGGUACAUGGGGCGUACAUUUCCGGGCUACGUGCAGCCAACGAAGUAUUGACUAGCAUGAUUGGGGAGGUUAAGAUUCCACAUCCACUGUGUCCGACCAAAGACUACCAAGUAAACAAGCGGAUGCAACAAAAUUCUGGCGCCAGUACCAAUGGGCUAACGAGCCAUGUGACACCGGCAACAUCGAUGGUGUCCACUCCAACGACAUCUGGUGUUGUUGAUUCGACGGGGUAUGUGAAGCCGCAAAUAAAUGUAACUAGCGGGAUUGGGACUUCGUCUGCGGCCUUGGCUGGGGCUUCGAGUUCACUUCAUCAGUUUAAGACAAGUGAGUUUAGUGAUGUUGGAAUAGUGCAGAAGCAGCAGCAGCAGCAGCAAUUACAUCAAGCAAGAGGUUCUCGGCAGGUUACUACGUCUCCGCCCAGCAAUAGUAAUAACAGUAACAACAGUAACGCCAUUUCGAAUAACAAUAGCUUGGUUUCGGUGACCGGUGAAAAUGUUGGGUAUCUUGGGCGGACAGCCUACAUUUCUUCUACAUCAACUUCUAAUUCUUCUGCGGUGGGAUUGUCUGCACCUCAAGCGGCUACAGGCUCUGCAGGUGGAAUAGUGCUUGGUAGUUCAAGUGCCAGUACAGCGGUAGCCAUAGUACCUACAAUAGCUACAGUACCUUCAGUACCUACAGUACCUGAAGAGAAUGCAGUUGAAGCUCGGCUGCGUCACCUUCGAGAAGAACGGGUGGAUGCCGAUAAUGACCGGAUGCGGAUAGAUAUGAUCAAAGAGAUUGGGGAGCGGCCAAUUAAGCCUGAGCGGUCUGGUGCGAAUCCAUUUUUGAUUUUCCAAAAGGAUUUUUGGGACAAGUGUAGGAAGCAGUGUGACGUGGAAAAACAAAAGAAGAUGGAUGACCCGCAUGUGAGGGCUGCACGGAAUGAAGUGCGGGCGGCAUUGGGGAAAAUGUGGCGGGAGCUCCCUGAAGAAGAGAAAAAGCCAUAUUUGGAGAAGACCAAGUUUAUAAAGGAAAGCAAUAACAAAAAGUCUGAAGAGUAUAGGGAGAAGGCGAGGCGAUAUAAGACAGAGGUGGAGGAGUUUAGGAAACGAUGGAAGGAGGAGAAUCCUAGUAAGCCAAGUGAGGAAGAAUUGAAGUUGCAGCGAAUGAUUCAGGAAGAAAAGCUGCAGGAGAAGAAGCAGGGGAAACAUUCUGGGAAUGGGGGGGUAAUUGGUAGUGGUGGUGGUGGUAGUGGAUCUGGGACAGUAAUGUACCGAAGUAAUUCGAGUACUCUUCGGGAGUCUGUUUAUGAAAAUAUGGGCCAUGGGUCGAAGGUAGAAGAAAAGAAAGAUGGUGGUAAAGCUAAUGGAGGUGGUAAUAGUGGUAAUAGUGGUGGCAGCGGAGGAGGAACCCGAGAAGGCUUUCAACAAGGAGGGUUUCGGUUGUCAUCGUUAUCGUCGUCGUCUCCGACGUCGUCGUCAUCAUCAUCAUCGUCGUCAAGCGGGGGGGUUGUAGCAGGCGAAAGUGGAAACGUUAAGAGAGAGUUGGGGGUAGGGGAAUCAUUGUCACCAUACAAGAAGACCCGGUAUAGUUAG